AUGGGCUCAUACGUCUCUGUCCCAAUCUGCAAGUCGCAGUACAAUGUGACAAUCGAUUGCAACCUUACUACUUACAACAGUAGCAGCAGUUCUAAUGGGACUCUGGUUUUCAAGUCCAUUGGAGGCGCUGAGAAAGGACAUGUUGAACCAGAUCCGGAUAUUGCAGGCAUUGGGAUACUCGGCGUCUUUGUUGGGGUCACGGCAUUUGCCAUGCUGAUCAGCAUCGCUGAUGUAUUGCGCCAAAUCCAAAAAACCUUCAAGUGGAAGCGCAUGUCGCCCAAAGAGUACAAACGCACCUUGACCGAUAUCUUCGAGGCUCUGCUCCAGUCCUGCAGUGACCAGCAAAUCUUUACUGGUGCCGCCUACGCUCUCACUCUGCGAUACUGGAGAGGCUGUUCAAUAACAGCAUACCACUAUAAUAUCGUCGCUAAUCUUAUGCUUCUCACCUGCGCCACGCAUCUGAUGAGUGUAACCAUUAUUCGCAACUACUGGAAGUUUCCUCUGUUGGCCCUCGCUCGGGUUCUUUGCGUGUCUGGAGUCUUCGUUCUUACUGGAGUUCUAAUGUCGAACCAAAAUGCCCAGAGCAGCGCGCCAUUUCCUACUGGCGUACCAUCCGAGGAUACCAUUGAGAAUGGCUCAGCAAUGUAUUUGGCGGCUGCUUGUUUCCAAAGCGAGGACUCGCACCUUACAGACAUCUUUCGGGAUUCAACCUCGAGUCCAGAUAAGUUCUUCAAUGGUGCACUCUGGCAGAGCACACCAAGGAAUUAUAUCCAAGGCUGGCGCUGGUAUCUCGUGACUCUGCUCUUUUAUGGAGCUGCCAUCAUUGCCGAGUUCAUUCGAUUCUGCCGUCGGGGCCAAAAGAGACCAGGGUGGAGAAAGAACCUCGCCGACAAGCUAGGUCCGUAUAUCCAUACCGGCACACAUCGUCGGCUGCUCAUCAAGUGGAUAUUCUUAAUCUACCUCAUCGGUGGAAUCGGCAUUAGCUGUGCCACGGUGGUCUUUUCAACGCAAUACAUCUACGGCCUUCGUUCCUACGUGGACAGAUCUGGCUGGCUCGAAGUCGAAUCUAACAAUGGACAAAAUCCUGAGAAUGACGCAACCUCUUUCGGCCAAUUGGUCCCCAUCUUCCUCAGCGCUCUAGUCUUUUUCACAUUCUUACAGACAAUAAGUGAAAAAUGGACGGAUCACAAGAAUCGCAAACACGGAGACGAAGAAAUAGCCGAUCAGACUGGAAACAUUCACUUUUUGGACCCUUCGCAUUACGACCUCAUCAAUCAGAUGCCAACCGAGACCAAACCCACAGCGACCUAUGGUGUUUCGACCGUGUCCUCAGGACCCGGGAAAACAAAACCCAAGCCGACUGGACCACCUAUGAAACUUCACAAUACAGUCUCAUCUGCCAAUGUCACGGCUCCAGGUCUCCAGAAGCCAGUAGGAGAACCUUUAAUGUCUCACAGCAGCGUACCUGCGACGAGUCCAGAGGCACAAUCGCUCUUAGAAACGAACCCGCAUGCGUCCAACCAUGAGGAACUGUACAUUGCAGAUCAGGAAGCCUCUGGACCACGAACGGAAUCGAGAAAUGCCACACAUGGCUCCGACCAUGACUACGAAGUCGGUUUGGCCGCUGCCCUGGCCUUCUCACCCUUUUCGCCUACUCCAUCUCAUGGUGGUGCAACGCCAUAG
Molecule: messenger RNA, 1683 nt
Organism: Pestalotiopsis fici W106-1
Lineage: Eukaryota; Fungi; Ascomycota; Sordariomycetes; Amphisphaeriales; Sporocadaceae
Exons: 5
Coding region: 1-1683 (560 amino acids)
Source: RefSeq, a predicted model, not a curated record